CCGCGGCGUUGAACAUGUUAUGCUGUACUCUGAAGCACACCUUCGCUGCUAGCAGUUAUUCCACAGCGGUUUUGAUUCGAUUCUGAAUUAUUAUCAUCAUUUUGCUUGGGGUUACAUGAAGAAAUGUCUUCUGCAGAACCUGCAAGCAUUGCUGGGCAUGUUGCCCGUGUCUUAACGGUUGAAGAAGUGACUCGACUUCAAAAGGACAAAAUAAUUGUGUCUGAUUUUAAACAAAGUAAACUGGAAAAAGAAGCAGAGAAAAACUGGGACUUAUUUUAUAAAAGGAACACAACAAAAUUUUUCAAAGACAGGCAUUGGACAAAAAGAGAAUUUGAAGAACUGCUGAGUGAUACUGCAGCAGAGAAAAAAUUUCUUUUGGAAGUUGGCUGUGGUGUGGGCAACUUCAUAUUCCCUUUGUUAGAAGCAGGUGGAGACAAAUCAGUUUUUAUAUAUGCCUGUGAUUUUUCUAAAAGAGCAGUGCAGUUUGUGAAGGACCAUCCCAGUUAUGACAGCAGUUCCUGUAAAGUGUUCCAAGCAGACAUUACAAAUGACAUCUCAGAGUUUGUUCCCAUGGACUGCAUAAAUGUUGCUACAAUGAUCUUUGUAUUGUCUGCCAUACACCCAGACAAAAUGGUGCAGGCUUUGAUUAAUGUAUUUAAGGUUUUAAAGCCAGGUGGUUUUCUGCUUUUUCGAGACUAUGGUCUGUAUGAUCAUGCCAUGUUACGGUUUGAACCAGGACAUAAACUGUCAGAAAACUUUUAUGUGAGGCAAGAUGGGACACGUGCAUUCUACUUUUCUAUUGAAAAACUGCAAGAAAUUGCUGAGAGUGCAGGCUUCAAAGUGGUGGAGAUCCAUUAUGUGAAGAGAGAGACUGUCAACAGGAAAGAAAGUAUUUGUGUUCCCAGGAUAUUUGUGCAAGCCAAAUUUUCCAAGCCUUUGUCACCACCUGAGAUACAUCUUCCUGAAAGACCUGUGAUACAAGAGAAAGAUCAGGCAAAUAGUGCUUGUCUUGAAGCAAAGAGGUGCAAUGGAAAUGCAAAUGAUAGAAUUGAUAGCUAACAAAUAAAAAGAAACUUGUUAAUUCUGAGAUGUGAUUCAGAUAUGCAGUGUGCUAGCAUGCACACGAACAAGUGUUUGGAAAACGGCAACAUGAAUGGCUGCAUAUCUGAAUGCAUGCAAGUCUGUGAAUAUGUUUGACAUGAACUAUAUCAUUUUUGUUUUGUUUCAUUUGUGAUGCAAAACAUACUAAAGACAUUAAAUAUAUAUCUACACACGUC
Molecule: messenger RNA, 1277 nt
Organism: Pomacea canaliculata
Lineage: Eukaryota; Metazoa; Mollusca; Gastropoda; Architaenioglossa; Ampullariidae
Product: methyltransferase-like protein 6
Exons: 6
Coding region: 124-1059 (311 amino acids)
Source: RefSeq, a predicted model, not a curated record